UAAGGGAGGGAAAAAAAAGGAGGAUGGAGAGAUGCUGGUGCCCGUAGGUGCUUGCGACGGUCACAGCACCGCGGCUCGAGAAGCUAGAAGUGCUCCACUGUGCUUUUGCAGCGCCCACGAUUGACUACUUCCAAGCUGUCUGAAGGAAAAUGUGCUGGUACGGGCGGACGCGCGCCAUCGUGUGACUAGAGGCCUCCUAGAUGGGGUCGGAGGAGGAGGAGGAGGAGGAGGAGGAGGACGAGGAGGACGAGGAGGAGGAGGACGAGGAGGACGAGGAGGACGAGGCCGCACCGUUCCUCGCGUGCACCGCGCGGCCUGGGCUGCCUGCAGCCAAGACGCGCACCGUGCGCCGCUCGGGGCAGACGGUGCAGCCCCGAGGGCGGCGAACGCAGGCCAUCGACGCCGAACGUGCACGCGGGAGGGCCCGGACCAGCUGGGCGACUCCUCGGGCGGGCGGGCAUGCGGGCUGGCACCAGGAGGACGCAGAGACUGCGGCAGGGAGCAGGGGAGCAGGGGAGCGGAGGUACAGCCAGGCGCGAGAGGUGCACCGGAAGGGGGGCGCGGCGCCGCCAGGCGGGCUGGCCCGCCGAUGGCCGCCACACGGAGCUCCUCGCAGGGCGGGCGCCGCGCGCAGGGCUAUCGCCGAGCUCCGCGCGGCGCCGCUCCAAAAACCGAGCUGGCACCGAGGUGGGGAGCUCGGUGCGGCUGGAUCUCCUUUUGUUGCGGUGCACGGCACGCGUAGAGGGGGGGGGGGCCGGGAGGAGCCCAGGGCCCGGGGCGGUCGACUCCCACGCCCCCUGGGAGGCGCAGGGAGAGCGCCCUGCAGUGGCCGGGAGCGUGCAAGGCAGGCCCUGGGUGUGCGGAAUGCGAGCGGCCUCGCCGGCGGCGGUAGACCGAUGCCCCUCUGAGGGCAGGCCUGCAGGGAGCGCGGCGAAGUGAGGAGAGAGAGAGAGGGAGAGAGAGAGGGAGAGAGAAGGAGACAGAGGCUAUAAGGGGAGAGAGAGAGAGAGAGAGAAGCAGAUAAGAGGCAUACUCAAAAAGCCGAAAAGCCCGUCGCAAUGAAACAAUCAGAGAUCGCGGCACGGCGGAUCUCAGACAUCUGCUGUCGAGAUGGGGACCACUAGAGCGGCAAGGAACUUCCGAAGACCAAGAUCGCGGCACGACGGAUCUCAGAAAUCUGCUGUCGAGAUGGAAGCCACUAGAGCGGCAAAAAACUUCCGAAGACCAACUGCGUGACACGCAACAGCGUCGGAACGCAGCCUGGCAAUCGGAUCAUAGUACGAAGUCUCUUCGGGAGAUCUCGGCACUACCUUUCUGCAUGCAUGCCAGAACUGAGCUGGUGCACUGUCGGAGUUUGUCACAGGCAGCUACAUGUCUUGAAACGCCAAUCGAUGAAUGAAACGCGGCAAUGGUGUCGCUUCGCCCGGCGAGUCCAUAACGCAAACCAUCACCGAACAUGUGCAACACGACAACACAGCAUCGGCCGAGCCAUCUCCGAAUAUGCUUAAAACUGGCGCACCCGCGAGAUCGCGCGAAGCGCUCGCCACAUCAUAUCAGAUGCAGCGUAUGUCCCUCUUUCUGCCCAGUGCUAUUCUGCAUGGAACAAGGAACCCAUUCACGUCGGAGACAAAGAAGGACCGCCCAUGGGAGGGAGUCCUAGGAAAUCGGCCAUCGCGGCUUGAGUGUGCGCGGCCAACGCCUUCACUCCGCUGGCCCACGUUACGGGGCGGCGAAGAUGAGGCUUCCCCUACUGAUCAAAUCCGCCGAACCUGUCGGCGUGUGAGGGGCUUGUCCGUUCGAGUCGUCAUCUCCACACGAACAAUCAUACGAAACGCCCUACCGUGACCCCUCGAGCAGUCGCCACCCACAAUGCUUGGCACGGUGGCUUUACUCGCCGCAAGCAGCUGGAUAAUGUUGACAUGCUAGGGCCCACGAUGUGCGAGAAUCAGCGUUGCGCGUCUGCGCACCUCUACCACCAGGACGUUCGUGGCACUGCCCGAGGACAAAUUGCCCUCACUGCGGAACCACGCUUCGCUGAGCGCGUCCACGGGGAGAUUUGUCAGCGGUCUGACGGCCCUCCUUGCACACGCGACAGUUACGCGAUCGAUUUCAGGGCAAAAGGAAAAUGGUCGGGAAUCCCACGGAUCCGAGGCCAUGCGCAUGCGUGCACUGCUGGACGGAGAAGGAGCGAAGAACGACACGG
Molecule: messenger RNA, 2203 nt
Organism: Prorocentrum cordatum
Lineage: Eukaryota; Dinophyceae; Prorocentrales; Prorocentraceae
Source: the annotation of a GenBank genome assembly